Molecule: messenger RNA, 467 nt
Organism: Magnolia sinica
Lineage: Eukaryota; Viridiplantae; Streptophyta; Magnoliopsida; Magnoliales; Magnoliaceae
Product: vacuolar protein sorting-associated protein 32 homolog 2-like
Exons: 3
Coding region: 1-372 (123 amino acids)
Biological process (GO): late endosome to vacuole transport via multivesicular body sorting pathway; vesicle budding from membrane
Cellular component (GO): multivesicular body; ESCRT III complex; cytoplasmic side of plasma membrane
Source: RefSeq, a predicted model, not a curated record
AUGGAGACAAACAGAAUGACUGAGAAAGAGGCAAAUGAGGAAGCGAAAAUCAGAAAUGAAGGGCGAAAUUUAAACCUUAAUGAUGUGGACAAGACAAUGGAUGAGAUCAAUGAGCAGAUUGAGAACAUGAAACAGAUUCAGGAAGCACUGUCUACUCCUAUUAGCACAGCAACUGAUUUUGAUGAAGAUGAACUAGAGGUAGAGCUUGAGGAAUUGGAGGGAGCUGAGUUGGAGGAACAACUUCUUCAGCAUGCCACAACUGCCCCCGCCGCUCCAGUGCAAGCAGCCAGGCAACCUGCUCGCCCUACUCCUCAAAAAAAUACUGCUGAGGAAGAUGAGCUUGCAGCAUUACAGGUAGAGAUGGCUCUUUGAUUAGGUUUGUUUCGGUUCUUCUCCUUCAUCGACUUCUUGGGGUCUCUAAUACUCUUGUGGUAUCCAUUAAAGUGAAAAAAACUGUAAACGAGGGU